Molecule: messenger RNA, 5188 nt
Organism: Mus musculus (house mouse)
Lineage: Eukaryota; Metazoa; Chordata; Mammalia; Rodentia; Muridae
Gene: Dis3l2
Product: DIS3 like 3'-5' exoribonuclease 2
Exons: 24
Coding region: 2846-4837 (663 amino acids)
Biological process (GO): nuclear-transcribed mRNA catabolic process; negative regulation of cell population proliferation; mitotic sister chromatid separation
Cellular component (GO): P-body; cytoplasm
Molecular function (GO): RNA binding; poly(U) RNA binding; RNA nuclease activity
Source: RefSeq, a predicted model, not a curated record
GCAUCUAGUCUCCAUGAAUGGAACAGUCUCCUUGUAAUAGAUUCUAGAGUCCGUAUUUGUAUUUUCUGUCUUUCGGGAAUAUGGCGAGCAGAUUCCUGAUGAUCAGUCAGGAAGUGGCUCACAUCAGACACUGACAAGGGUCUGUGACUUAAUUUUGGCUUUCCCAGCCUCUGCUCACAGACCACUCAGUCUCUGGUAUUUCGUUUCUGCAGUGAGAAUAGAUUAAGAUAGCUCUCUUGACUAUAUCGUUCCUGUAUUCUUCAGCCACACAUUUAAAACCGUUUACUUGGUUUACUUUCAUAGACAGCUGGUUAAACCAAUUGUGAAAAGACUCACAGUUUUUCACAGGAAAUCAUUAUUUCUAAAUCCUUUGGAAGAGCUUAAGGGCACCCUUGUUCUAGGAGGAUUAUACAUGGACCAGAAAGGCAUGUGGAGCAAGGCUCUUAGCCCCCAUCCACUACAAAGUGUGCUGUGGACUUCCUUCAGCUCACAUGAGGAAGACAGGCUCACUAGACUUAGGAGUCAUGGUAGUACAUGCACUCAGCCUUCACACCAGAUGUUCAGUCAAAAUGUGGUCUUAGACACUAAUGAUCUUGACUCUCCUUCCUUUGUCCUUGCCAUUCUAUUCUUGAGUUUAUUUUUGGUUUUCUUAGCUCACCUCCCAUUUCUGCCCCCCACCCAUACCCCAUUUGUUUGUUUGUUUGUUUUUCCAAUCCUUUGUUCUUUGUCUCUACUGGAUUUCCCCAUCCCUGUUUCCACUAUCCUGCUUACUAGUCACAGAAUCCCCAAACCUCUGCCAUUUAUUCUCUGCAGUUAGAACAGGCAAGGUUUGCUUACACGCAAGUUUGUCUAAGGGUUCUGAAAGGAUCUGAGGAGGAGCGAGAAAAAAUAAAAUAAAAUAAGAAUCCGCAGGCUCAUUCCUUAAGCAAGCAUGGAAGUUAUACCAAGGUGGGGCUUCUUAAAGCAGGAAGAAAUCCAGAAGUUUCCCAUAUCUUCUUUUCUUGACGCUACAUGGAGAAAAACGAAGCUGCCUCCUUCACACGUAGACAGCUGGUUAAACCAAUCAUGAAAAGACUCACAGUCCAAUGAAGUGCACUCCACUCCCUACUUUGACAUUGUAGUAUUGAAUUUUGAUUAUUCUACUGGCAUCACUGAACACAUGAUCUCCACAACAGUUGGCAGCUGUGACCAGCUCCUCACUAACUUUUUUUGUUUGUUUGUUUCCUUUUCAUACUUCCCAGGACGCUCUUUGGGUUUCCUUCUCUGUGGUUCAGAGUCCUCAUGUUUUCAAUUUUUGAUCCAUUUGCCUAUCAGGCCAUGCUGCCUUCCUGCAGCCUUAACACCACAUUGCAGGUAUUCCAUGGCUUGACCCACUUUCUCUCCCCCUCCACUUGGUUGAGGUUUCUUUGCUCUUCUCUUCUUUUGCCUAGGCUAGCCUUUCUCGCACAGGCUUUAUAGCUUCCUUCGCUCAUCUGAGCUAGCUGGACACUGUCACCUCUCUGGUUACCAGCCUGCGCGUGCCAACAAUGCACCUAGUCCUGUACAGGUGUCCAGUGAAGGAGUGAUGGGCCAAUGCUUGGAUGAAUAAAGACUUGGUAACUAGGAAGGUGGUGGCGUUGGUGCUGAGAGCAUCCAAAAGUCAGGUGGAACCUGCAACGUGACAACGGCUGGGUGGUGGGUUUAGGAUCCAGAUAGCGCGAGAGGGACCCCAGUCAGAAAGGCUGCUGUCGCUAAGGCGGGAGCCGCCCACGCGGGAUGAGCCUCGUACCGCCCCUCAUUCAAUCCCGUGGUCCUGCAGCGACCACCGCCUCCACCGCCCACUAGCCCCGCGCUUCGCUCUUGGCUCAACCCGGCCACCGUCGCUCUCGGAACGCUCGCUCGUGACCCGGAAGCGCAUUCUCCCUAGCAACUGCGGGUCUGCGGCGCCGCCGGCCUCCCGGGAGCGACGCUCGUGACAACUGAGCUGCUGAAGGCAGGAGGAACUCUGAGCUGAAUAGUAGUGGGUCCCUGAAUCUGGAGAGAAGACGCCACCUUGGAACCAGUAAUGAACCAUCCUGACUACAAGCUGAACCUUCGGUCUCCGGGGACCCCCAGAGGUGUGUCCUCUGUGGUUGGCCCGAGUGCUGUUGGUGCUUCGCCAGGUGACAAAAAGUCAAAGAACAAGUCCAUGCGAGGGAAGAAAAAGAGCAUAUUUGAAACCUACAUGUCCAAGGAGGAUGUUUCAGAAGGCUUGAAGAGAGGAACACUUAUCCAGGGUGUAUUGAGAAUCAACCCAAAGAAGUUUCAUGAAGCCUUCAUUCCUUCUCCGGAUGGUGAUCGGGACAUUUUUAUUGAUGGAGUUGUUGCUCGUAAUAGAGCCUUAAAUGGGGACCUUGUGGUUGUAAAACUGCUUCCUGAGGAUCAGUGGAAGCCAAGGAUAACCUUGUCUCUGCCUGGAGUGCUGGGAUUACAGUCUUGAAAUACAGCCUAUUAAUUUUAAAAGGAAGGGAAGAAAAACCUAACCAGUGACCAGUUCCUCUUCUUAAUUCUGGACCAUUGUGUGGCUCAGAUCAGCUAUUGUGUGUAAAAGCACAGAAAGACUUAUCCUUUGGCAGUUAAACCAGAGAGCAAUGACAAAGAAAUAGAAGCUACUUAUGAAGCUGACAUCCCUGAAGAGGGCUGUGGACAUCACCCCCUGCAGCAGUCCCGGAAAGGCUGGAGUGGUCCUGAUGUCAUUAUAGAGGCUCAGUUUGAUGACAGCGACUCAGAAGAUAGACAUGGCAACACCAGUGGCCUGGUUGAUGGUGUUAAGAAAUUGUCAAUCUCUACUCCUGACAGAGGAAAAGAAGAUUCUAGUACUCCAGUUAUGAAAGAUGAGAACACCCCCAUACCACAGGACACAAGAGGCUUAUCAGAGAAGUCACUUCAGAAAUCAGCAAAGGUGGUUUACAUCUUGGAGAAAAAGCAUUCUCGAGCAGCAACUGGCAUCCUGAAACUCUUGGCUGAUAAGAACAGUGACCUGUUUAAGAAAUACGCCCUGUUUUCUCCUUCAGACCACCGAGUACCUAGAAUUUACGUACCUCUCAAGGACUGUCCCCAGGACUUCAUGACCCGACCUAAAGACUUUGCCAACACGCUGUUCAUCUGCCGCAUCAUAGACUGGAAGGAGGACUGUAAUUUUGCCCUGGGGCAACUGGCUAAGAGUCUUGGGCAGGCUGGUGAAAUCGAGCCUGAAACAGAAGGGAUACUGACAGAAUAUGGUGUGGACUUCUCUGAUUUCUCUUCAGAAGUUCUUGAAUGUCUCCCUCAAAGCCUGCCCUGGACAAUCCCACCUGAUGAGGUGGGCAAGAGAAGAGACCUAAGGAAAGACUGUAUCUUCACCAUUGAUCCAUCAACUGCUCGCGACCUUGAUGAUGCCCUCGCCUGCAGGCGGCUCACUGAUGGCACCUUCGAAGUGGGCGUCCACAUCGCCGAUGUGAGUUACUUUGUUCCUGAGGGAUCCUCUUUGGAUAAAGUAGCUGCUGAGAGAGCCACAAGUGUCUACUUGGUCCAGAAGGUGGUCCCCAUGCUUCCCAGGCUUCUGUGUGAGGAACUCUGCAGCCUCAACCCCAUGACUGACAAGCUGACCUUCUCUGUGAUCUGGAAGCUGACCCCUGAAGGCAAGAUCCUUGAAGAGUGGUUUGGCCGCACUAUCAUCCGUUCUUGCACCAAACUGAGCUACGACCAUGCCCAGAGCAUGAUCGAAAAUCCAACUGAGAAGAUCCCUGAGGAAGAGCUUCCCCCAAUUUCUCCAGAGCACAGCGUCGAGGAGGUGCACCAGGCAGUCCUGAACCUGCACAGCAUUGCAAAGCAACUCCGCCGCCAGCGCUUUGUAGAUGGCGCACUCCGUUUAGAUCAGCUGAAGCUUGCUUUUACUCUGGACCAUGAGACUGGACUGCCUCAAGGAUGUCACAUCUAUGAGUACCGAGACAGCAACAAGCUUGUAGAGGAGUUCAUGCUCCUGGCCAACAUGGCGGUGGCCCACAAGAUCUUCCGCACCUUCCCUGAGCAGGCCCUGCUGCGCCGGCAUCCCCCACCACAGACGAAGAUGCUCAGUGACCUGGUGGAGUUCUGUGACCAGAUGGGGCUGCCCAUGGAUGUCAGCUCUGCAGGGGCCCUAAAUAAAAGCCUGACUAAGACAUUUGGAGAUGACAAGUACUCUCUGGCCCGGAAGGAGGUGCUCACCAACAUGUACUCCCGGCCCAUGCAGAUGGCACUGUACUUCUGCUCUGGGAUGCUGCAGGACCAGGAGCAGUUCCGGCAUUAUGCUCUCAACGUUCCCCUCUACACACACUUCACCUCUCCCAUCCGCCGCUUUGCUGACGUCAUAGUGCACCGCCUCCUGGCUGCUGCUCUGGGCUACAGUGAACAGCCAGAUGUGGAGCCUGAUACCCUACAGAAGCAAGCUGACCACUGCAAUGACCGUCGCAUGGCUUCCAAACGUGUGCAGGAGCUCAGCAUCGGCCUCUUCUUCGCAGUUCUAGUAAAGGAGAGUGGCCCCCUGGAGUCCGAAGCCAUGGUGAUGGGUGUCCUGAACCAAGCUUUCGACGUGCUGGUGCUGCGCUUUGGGGUGCAGAAGCGCAUCUACUGCAAUGCACUGGCCCUGCGAUCCUACAGCUUCCAGAAGGUGGGGAAGAAGCCAGAGCUCACUCUUGUUUGGGAGCCUGAUGACCUUGAAGAGGAGCCAACACAGCAGGUCAUCACCAUCUUCAGCCUGGUGGAUGUGGUCCUGCAGGCAGAGGCCACAGCCCUCAAGUACAGUGCUAUCCUGAAGCGACCAGGCCUGGAGAAGGCGUCUGAUGAGGAGCCUGAGGACUGAAUGCUAGCCCAAGCCAGGCCUGUGCCUGCCCUACCCUGCUGGCUUUUAGGAAUAGGACCUUUUGACACCAAAGGGGAUUUUUAAUUUGGUUUUUAACAACUCAGGGGUUUGUUUUUAUUUUUAUUUUUCCUUUUAUUUUACUUUUGCAGCUCAGUUUUUAAAUGAACUGGAAGGUUAGGGGUCAGGGCAGGGGAUGCUGAGGCCUGGCCUGUGCUUCCCUGAGCAGAGAGGAUCCCAGUCCUCCUGGGCAGGCAGCCCCGCUUCUACCAGGCGACCCACUGCCCUUCCCUGCCCAGGAAAUGGGGGGUUUCAGCAAAUCAGUGUCAUGGAAUAAAAUCAAGUGUGAAUUGC